This is a messenger RNA of Pygocentrus nattereri (red-bellied piranha), 6701 nucleotides long. RefSeq names its product ATP-binding cassette, sub-family C (CFTR/MRP), member 9 (gene abcc9). The record is from RefSeq and is a predicted model, not a curated record. Gene Ontology annotation, molecular function: ATP hydrolysis activity; ATP binding; ABC-type transporter activity. Lineage: Eukaryota; Metazoa; Chordata; Actinopteri; Characiformes; Serrasalmidae. The coding region runs from base 284 to 5029 and encodes 1581 amino acids. Gene Ontology annotation, biological process: potassium ion transport; transmembrane transport. The transcript is spliced from 41 exons. Gene Ontology annotation, cellular component: membrane.
UGAAGACGGAGCUGAGUGGAGGGUCCUGUGAUUGUCCCGCUGUUCUUUACUUGCCCUACAUGUGAGGAGGUGCUGUGGCGCCGCCAUAACGCCCCUGUGCACUGAAGCAGAAGGAGAGCAGCAUCACUGAGCAGAGUCACCACAGCGAGGGUGAGGGGAGGCACAAAGGAGCCGAGGAACCGGGGGUUUUAGGCUGCCGUCUCCAAAACACACACAGGCAUCGGGAAUGAAAACGUGGUGACACGGGGCAUUUCUUCCAGAUCUUUUGGCCCAGUCAGGCAACAUGUCCUUGUCCUUCUGCGGGAACGAUGUCAACAACUCCUACAGCGUGGAAAAGGGAGUCCUGAAUAAUGGCUGCUUUGUGGAUGCACUCAACCUGGUUCCUCAUGUCUUCCUGCUCUUCAUCACCUUCCCCAUUCUCUUCAUCGGUUGGGGCAGUCAGAGCUCGAAGGUGCAGAUUCAUCACAACACCUGGCUGCACUUUCCUGGCCAUAAUCUGCGCUGGAUCCUAACCUUCACUCUGCUAUUCGUGCAUGUGUGUGAGAUCGCAGAGGGAAUCGUCUCCAACACGUGGAUGAAGUCAAAUCACUUGCACCUUUUUCUGCCUGCAUUUAUGGGCUUCAUAGCAGCUACUACAUCAGUAGUGUAUUACCACAAUAUUGAAACUGCAAACUUCCCUAAACUACUUCUAGCACUGUUCAUCUACUGGGUACUGGCAUUCAUCACUAAAAUCAUCAAGCUGUGGAAGUUUGCUGAAGUAGGCUUAGGUGUGGAGCAUCUGCGUUUCUGUAUCACUGCUCUCCUGGUGGUGCUGUAUGGCCUGCUUAUGGCCGUUGAGGUCAAUGUCAUCAUAGUCAGGAAGUAUGUGUUCUUUGCCAACCCUCAGCGAGUGAAACCCCCAGAGGAUCUGCAAGAUCUGGGGGUGCGAUUCCUCCAGCCUUUCGUUAACCUCCUCUCCAAGGCCACGUACUGGUGGAUGAACCCACUCAUCAUCGGUGCUCAUAAGAGGCCCAUUGAACUAAAGAAGAUUGGUAAACUGCCCAUUGCCAUGAGGUCUCUGACCAACUACCUCCGGCUCAAAGAUGCCUACGAGGAGCAGAGGCAGAAUGCAGAAGACCUGGAAAAAUCACCGUCCAUUUGGAGGGCCAUGUACCGAGCCUUUGGUCGCCCCAUCCUUCUCAGCAGCACCUUCCGCUACAUGGCGGACCUGCUGGGCUUCGCCGGGCCACUCUGCAUCUCGGGAAUCGUGGAACGUCUGGAGAACAAUACAGAAGUCGUCAGAAUGAACAAGACAGAGGAUCUGCCUUUCGGAGUGUUCUUCAUGUCCUCCACGCAGUUGCUGCAGAACACAUACGUCCUGGCUGUGCUCCUCUUCCUCGCUCUGGUGCUCCAGCGCACCUUCCUGCAAGCAUCUUACUAUGUCACCAUAGAAACUGGCAUCAACCUACGAGGAGCGCUGCUGGCAAUGAUCUACAAUAAAAUCUUGCGUCUGUCCACCUCCAACAUGUCCAUGGGAGAGAUGACUUUGGGCCAGAUCAACAACCUGGUUGCCAUAGAGACCAAUCAGCUGAUGUGGUUCCUUUUCUUGUGCCCAAAUUUGUGGGCAAUGCCUGUGCAGAUCAUCAUGGGUGUGAUCCUGCUGUAUUAUUUAUUGGGGUUCAGCGCUCUGAUAGGUGCGUUGGUCAUCGUGCUGCUGGCCCCCAUUCAGUACCUCAUCGCCACCAAACUGGCCGACACACAGAAAAGCACGCUGGACUACUCGACAGAUCGCCUGAAAAAGACCACGGAGAUCCUGAAAGGCAUAAAGCUGCUGAAGCUGUAUGCCUGGGAGAACAUCUUCUGUGACAGCGUGCUUGAAACCAGGGGCAAAGAGCUGACCAGCCUCAGGACGUUUGCUUUGUACACCUCCAUGUCCAUAUUUAUGAAUGCUGCCAUCCCCAUUGCUGCUGUGUUAGCGACCUUUGUUACUCACGCAUACAUCAGCCAGUCCAGGCUGAGUCCAGCCGAGGCAUUUGCCUCUCUGGCUCUCUUUCACAUCCUGGUCACUCCACUCUUCCUGCUGUCCACUGUGGUCAGAUUCGCAGUCAAGGCUCUGGUCAGUGUUCAGAAGCUCGGAGAGUUCCUGCAGAGCGAAGAGAUUGGCGAUGACAGCUGGAGAAAUGGAGACAUGCCUGUGUCUCUGGAGUCCUGCAAGAAACACCCAGGGGCUAGAAAUAGGAAGCAGCCGCUACGCUAUCAGAUGGAUAACUAUGAGCAGCCCCUGCGCCGGCAGCUGCGCCCCACCGAGACUGAGGACGUAGCCGUGAAGGUGAACAACGGGUACUUCACAUGGGGGAGCAACAUGUCGACGUUGUCGGACAUCAACAUCCGCAUCCCCACAGGUCAGCUGACCAUGAUCGUGGGUCAGGUUGGUUGUGGGAAGUCCUCGUUGUUGCUGGCCAUGCUGGGAGAGAUGCAGACACACAGUGGAAAAGUCUACUGGAGCAAACUUCCUGAUAGUGAGAUGCUCCCCGACUAUUUAAGCGAAUAUGACUCUGAUUUUUCCCACGAAGAACGGAGUAAAAACAGGUACUCUGUGGCCUAUGCAGCUCAGAAGUCGUGGCUGCUGAACGCUACAGUAGAGGACAACAUCACAUUCGGGAGCCCUUUUAACAAGCAGAGAUACAAGGCUGUGAUUGACGCUUGCUCUCUGCAGCCAGACAUCGACCUUCUUCCUUUCGGAGACCAGACAGAAAUUGGAGAAAGAGGUAUAAAUCUUAGCGGUGGCCAGAGACAGAGGAUCUGUGUGGCCAGAGCUCUCUACCAGAACACCAACAUCGUUUUCCUGGAUGACCCCUUCUCUGCUCUGGACAUCCAUCUAAGUGACCAUCUGAUGCAGGAGGGCAUUCUGAAGUUCCUACAGGAUGAUAAACGCACCGUGGUUCUGGUCACCCACAAACUACAGUACCUUAUUCACGCUGACUGGAUCAUAGCUAUGAAAGACGGCUCUGUGUUGAGAGAAGGAACGCUUAAGGACAUCCAGACUCAUGAUGUGGAGCUGUAUGAACACUGGAAGACGUUAAUGAACAGACAAGACCAGGAGCUGGAGAAGGACACAGAGAUUGAGAGUCAGACUACUCUUGAGCGGAAGACCCUCAGACGAGCUUUCUAUUCCAGAGAAGCCAAGAACCAAAUAGAUGACGAAGAUGAAGAGGAAGAAGAGGAGGAGGAUGAGGAUGAUAACCUGUCUACCACCACCAGCCGGCGUUCUAAGAUCCCGUGGAAGGUGUGUUGGUGUUACUUGUCCUCUGGAGGAUUUUUAUUGGUCUUCUUGAUGGUCACCUCCAAGCUGGCCAAGCACUCUGUCAUGGUGGCCAUUGACUACUGGCUGGCAGCCUGGACCUCCUCAGCUCCAAAUGAACAAAACAGCUCCUUCAGCCUGGAUGCUAACGCCACCAACAUCAGUGAGACCAUAAGGAACGCCGAGCAUCGAUCCUACGUGCCGGUCUUCGUUAUCCUCUGUGGAGCGGGAAUAUUCCUGUGUCUCAUCACUUCUCUGAGCGUAGAGUUUCUGGGCCUUUCUGCAGCCACUAACCUGCACCAUAACUUACUCAACAAGAUCAUCCAUGCUCCUCUUAGAUUCUUUGACAUCACCCCACUCGGUCAAAUCCUCAACCGUUUCUCUGCAGACACCAACAUUAUUGAUCAGCACAUUCCUCCAACGCUGGAGUCUCUCACUCGCUCAACUCUCCUCUGUCUCUCAGCCAUUGGCAUCAUCACUUUUGUCACACCAGUCUUCGUCACUGCGCUGGUGCCCCUCGCUGUGGCCUUCUACUUCAUCCAGAAGUAUUUCCGGGUUGCCUCCAAAGAUUUGCAGGAUCUUGACGACUCCACUCAGCUCCCGUUGCUCUGUCAUUUCUCGGAGACUGCAGAAGGCCUCACGACCAUUCGAGCGUUCAGGCACGAGGCUCGUUUCAAGCAGCGUAUGCUGGAACUGACUGAUACCAACAACACAGCGUACCUCUUCCUCUCUGCUGCCAACCGGUGGCUGGAGGUCAGAACAGAUUACUUGGGUGCUGUGAUUGUACUUACGGCUGCUGUGGCUGCCAUCUGUUCCUUCUAUGGGCUCCAGUCUGGCCUAGUUGGCCUGGGCCUAACAUACGCCCUCACUGUGACUAAUUAUUUGAACUGGGUGGUGAGGAACCUGGCAGAUUUGGAAGUUCAGAUGGCUGCAGUUAAGAAGGUCAACAGCUUCCUGACCACAGAGUCCGAGAACUACGAGGGAUCCAUAGAUGUGUCCCAGGUUCCAGAGGACUGGCCUCAGCAUGGUGAGAUUAAGAUCCAGGACCUGUGUGUGAGAUAUGACCCCAUGCUGAAACCCGUUCUGAAGCACGUUAACGCCUUUAUCAACCCUGGACAGAAGGUGGGCAUUUGUGGUAGAACAGGCAGUGGAAAGUCCUCGCUGUCUCUGGCUUUCUUCAACAUGGUGGAUGUGUUUGAAGGAAAGAUCAUCAUUGAUGGCAUUGAUAUUUGCAAACUGCCCCUGCAAACCCUGAGAUCCCGUCUGUCCAUCAUUCUUCAAGAUCCAGUCCUGUUCAGUGGCUCCAUCCGGUUUAAUCUUGACCCGGAGCGCACCUGCUCUGACGACAGGCUUUGGGAGGCCCUGGAAAUUGCACAGCUGAAGAAUAUGGUCAAAACACUUCCAGGAGGACUGGAUGCUGUAAUUACGGAGGGAGGGGAGAACUUCAGUGUGGGUCAACGUCAGCUGUUCUGCCUGGCCCGAGCCUUCGUCCGCAAGAGCAGCAUCCUCAUCAUGGACGAAGCCACGGCCUCCAUCGACAUGGCCACGGAGAACAUUUUGCAGAAGGUGGUGAUGACAGCCUUUGCUGACCGCACUGUCGUGACCAUCGCACACCGAGUUCACACUAUCCUGACAGCCGACCUUGUGAUCGUGAUGAAAAGAGGGAACAUCUUAGAGUACGGUAAACCAGAGACACUGAUGGAGCAGGAGGACGGCAUGUUCGCCUCCUUCGUCAAAGCGGACAUGUAGGGGCGCCGACCCCGUCGCGCCGUCACCCCGUCCAUCCCACACAGUCCUCCUACGCGUCCUUCGCCUUAAAGAAGCACAGCAUGCCGAGUUCCCCGAGCGCCAGAAAGGACUGAUCUGUAAACUGACACACCGUCUACUCUACUCCCGCCUUGAACCUUUGAUCGUUUUACAUGAGAUGUAACAGCAGUAUUUGAUUUUCCUUUUUCUUUUCAUGCUUAUUCUUUAUUACGUCAUGUGUACAUUAAUACUUGUGAGAAAUCAGCAGCUAAACGUCGUCAUUAGAAAACCUCACGUCUUCAGAUUGGUGACCUCAUCGAAGAAAAGGUUGCAGUGGUUUUCUUAUGAUUGAUAAUAUACUGUACUAACUGGUACCAACACUGUACAGGGUUGCCGGCGCAUGAUAAAAGCCUGCAAACUGUCUGUCUGUCUGUCUGAUGUGCAUUGCUGACGAGUCCUCGGGAAGACGGAGGAAGGCUGCCCGCACCUCAGGAGCACAAAUAACUAUGCAAAGAGACUUUUUUCUAACAGCCAGCAAAUCUCAAUCCACGUACAGCCUCUUUCAGCGACAAAGAAUGACAGCUUGUGCUCUGUGGGGACGCGGCAGACCCUCCACCAAAUGUUUUAUCUACACUAAAGACUUUCUAUUUUGCACUGUACUGCUUCACUGCUAAAGCCAAAUCCUAAUUUAAGCCUCCAGCUUUAGAUUUGCUCUUUUGUUUACGCUGCUCGUAGUUUUUCUGGCACCACAUGGCACGAUAACUGUAACUGUAGUAAGUCUGUAAAGAACGGAUGCACUAAAUUGACUUGGUUCAAAUGUGUCUAUUUGCUUCAUUUCCACGUGAAUAAAAUACAUCCGUACGAUUAUCGCCGAAAGUAAGCAAACCGAAAGACAGUUGUGUUGAACUGUUAUUUAUGUGUGGAAGUGAUGUAUUAUGUAUUCAUUUGAGCCCAACAAGUUUACUCAGUCACUUUUUUCAGCGCAGGCGGACUGAGCCUAGUUUUGUUCGGUCUAGGUUGGACGUUUCUAGCAGUUAUUAUAAUAUGCUCGGUUUAACUCUUUGCUUCAUGUUUUAAUAUGAAAUAAUAUUGCGGAGAACACUGGUCUAGGAUCUCUUCACACCCGAGUGAUCCAGUUAACACAUUUCUGCCACUGUUUCUCUCCCGGCUCUUAAUGGAGACCACUCUGCUGCGAUGAGCAGACAGAAUGUUUAACACUCUCCUCUCUGGAGCCAGUAGAGCCAGCUGUUCUUAUAUAAACUGAGCAGCGUGUAGUCCUCACACAGCAAAAGGACAUGACCCUCUUUCGGUCAUAAUCCCUCUCCAUACGUUUUUACUGUAUGGGAAAGUGCUGCUGCUGGACAAACCGUAGCGAACACACUUCACUCCGGAGGGUCAUUUUUGUGGACACGCUGCUAUUCGCCAAACAUCACCGCAUACCACUCUACGGCUUCGGCCUUCGUCGUAUCAGAAAAUGUCAGAAGAUGUUUUUUUUUCUCUUCGCAUGAUGCACAGCGAUGUGCCGAAUGAAACCUGCAGUACGUAUUUCAUGCUUUUUGUGUUGGAUUGUCUUAAAUGUACAUAUGUAAUUAUGGUUAGUAGCAUAAACAUUUAACAUGUCAUUAUACUGUGUGCCUAAUUUUUUACACUUGAAUAAAUUUGGGUGAGAUUUGGG